UUUCUCCUCCUCGCCCUGCGGCCGCCGCUGCCCGCGAUGGUGGCAGGGCUAUUGGGCGGCGGCAGCGGCGGCAGGGGCCGCGGGGGGACCGUGUCGGGCGCCUGGCUGUGGCUGAUGGCGCUGCUGCAGCUGCUGGGCUCUGCGCCGCAGGGCUCGGGGCUGGCGCACGGCCGCCGCCUCAUCUGCUGGCAGGCGCUGCUGCAGUGCCAGGGGGAGCCGGAGUGCAGCUACGCCUACAACCAGUACGCCGAGGCUUGCGCGCCGGUGCUGGCGCAGCGCGGCGGGGGCGACGCGCCUGGGGCCGCCGCCGCCUUCCCGGCCUCUGCCGCCUCCUUCUCGUCGCGCUGGCGCUGCCCGAGCCAUUGCAUCUCGGCCCUCAUUCAGCUCAACCACACGCGCCGCGGUCCCGCCUUGGAAGACUGUGACUGUGCUCAAGACGAGAACUGCAAGUCCACCAAGCGCGCCAUUGAGCCGUGCUUGCCCCGGACGAGCAGCGGCGGCGCGGGCGGCCCGGGCGCAGGCGGCGUCAUGGGCUGCACCGAGGCCCGGCGGCGCUGCGACCGCGACAGCCGCUGCAACCUGGCGCUCAAUCGCUACCUGACUUAUUGUGGGAAGCUCUUCAACGGACUGCGCUGCACGGAUGAGUGCCGCACCGUCAUCGAGGACAUGCUGGCUGUGCCCAAGGCGGCUCUGCUUAACGACUGUGUGUGCGACGGUCUCGAGCGACCCAUCUGCGAGUCAGUCAAAGAGAACAUGGCCCGCUUGUGCUUCGGCGCCGAGAUGGGCAACGGCCAGGGCAGCAGUGGCUCAGACGGGGGUCUGGACGACUACUACGACGAGGAGUACGACGACGAGCAGCGCGCCGGAGGCGCAGGCAGCGAGCAGCUACUAGACGACGACGACGGUGUCCCGCGCCCGGGCGGCGGCGCUGUUGCAGCGGGUGACCACCGGGACGUGCCUUAUGGGCCCGGGCGUAGGAAUGGCGGUGGCCGUUCGGCGCCCAGAGUCGCCUGGACUCCGCUCGCCUCCAUCUUGCUGUUGCUGCUCUUGCAGCUCUUUUAGCCUUGGCGCCCCCCGCGGUUGACUUCUGGUGGGCAUGGGUC
This is a messenger RNA of Chrysochloris asiatica (Cape golden mole), 1103 nucleotides long. Its product is annotated as growth arrest-specific protein 1-like. The transcript has a single exon. The record is from RefSeq and is a predicted model, not a curated record. NCBI's taxonomy places the organism in Eukaryota, Metazoa, Chordata, Mammalia, Afrosoricida, Chrysochloridae. The coding region runs from base 37 to 1062 and encodes 341 amino acids. Gene Ontology annotation, biological process: negative regulation of mitotic cell cycle. Gene Ontology annotation, cellular component: plasma membrane.